ACGAACGUGUCGAACGAUAAAUACCAUAUUGACUCUCUACUCAAAUAACGAACGUCUCAAACGAUAAAUACCAAAUCUGACUCUCUACUCAAAUGAAAAUCUCUCCGAACUUAUAAAGUGACGAGAUGAGGAGAUGGCAGUCCCUCCAUUUUGUGAAAACAAGGGUUGAUCACAAAUCCUACAAUUUAUAUUCUUAUUUUACCCCAACCUGUCUGUUGUAGAACGCAAUCCCAUUGGCCCUCUCGAGGCCUUUGCCCCCACCACACUCCCUCACCCCACCAAUCCCUAACACCGACACCGAGCAUUCGCCUCCGCCUCCGCCUCGGUUGAAGUCACCUCUCCCGCGUAUACAUCAUAUUUACUUAGCAAGGUCUCAACAACUCCCUUCAUUGAGUUCAUUUUAUACGAUUAUAGAGAGAGAGAAGCCUCUUCCUCUAACUAACCCAUGAGUAUAUAUGUAUUGGGAUGGAAAGAGGAUGGAAGCCUAACACCGAGCUAUCGCCGGCGUGCCCUCGCUGCGGCUCCUCCAACACCAAAUUCUGCUACUACAACAACUACAGCUUAACCCAGCCGCGCUACUUCUGCAAGGGCUGCCGCCGCUACUGGACCAAAGGCGGCUCGCUCCGCAACGUCCCCAUCGGCGGCGGCUGUCGGAAGACCAGGAGAGGGAAAUCCACACGGGCCGCGCCGCAAUCUAAUAAUAAUAAUAGCCGAUCGAUCGCCGCCAUCUCCCCCGGAGGCGGCGGAGGAGCUUCGACCGCCACCAUUGAUCUCUCGGCGGUCUACGCUAAUUUCCUCAAUCAGCCGCCGCAUCAGCCGGAGAACCACGCGAUCCCCGAGUUUUCGAGCUUUCCUGUAAAUCAAAUCGGCUCGCAUUUGCCUCAGGAGAUUGGAUCGCUUCCGAUUAGGUUUUCGGAGACGCAAUUGUUAGGCCACGGAAUUGGGGAUUGGGAAUCGCUCGACGCGGCGUUUCCGAAGCAGCAGUUUAGUGCGGGGGCGGGGAGUGGUUUGGGAGGUGUGAGCGAUGAUCAUGUGUUGCCUCCGUUGCCGGGGGAGGAGGCGGCGGCGGUGUGGCCGAAUUCGGAAAUGAUGUUGCACGACCAAAUGUUGCCUUCGGCCCUAUAUGAAGUUGAGGCGAGUCAACAGAAUUCGGAGGUGUUGAGCCAUUUUGGUAGUUUGCAUCUUGAAGCUAUUUUCAGGUCUUGAUUUUGUGCUUAAAUUGUUAUUUUGAUAAUGUUCUAUAUUAAAUUGAAUGUGUCAGAAUAUAAUAUACUCCCUCCGUCUCAUUAAAUAUGCAACAUUUGCUUUUGGGCACGAGAUUUUAUGUAGUGUUAUUUUGUGAGUUAAUGAAGAGAGAGUAAAGUAAGAGAGAAGAAA
Molecule: messenger RNA, 1377 nt
Organism: Salvia splendens (bonfire salvia)
Lineage: Eukaryota; Viridiplantae; Streptophyta; Magnoliopsida; Lamiales; Lamiaceae
Product: dof zinc finger protein 1
Exons: 1
Coding region: 466-1206 (246 amino acids)
Biological process (GO): regulation of DNA-templated transcription
Molecular function (GO): DNA-binding transcription factor activity; DNA binding
Source: RefSeq, a predicted model, not a curated record